This is a messenger RNA of Amoebophrya sp. A120, 2894 nucleotides long. Lineage: Eukaryota; Dinophyceae; Syndiniales; Amoebophryaceae. The record is from the annotation of a GenBank genome assembly.
CGGCUGGUGGCAGCAACAGCACAAAUCCCCCCGCGGAGUUGGCCUCGACAAAAGAAGAGCCGGCUAGUGGUAGCAACUACAGCGCAAACCCACCCGCGGAGUUGGCCUGGGCGAAAGAUGAAGAGCCCGCUGGUGGCGAUGAAAGCAGAACACGUGGCGGAGCAACAGCAACCCCCUAUGCAUUGCAAAUAUGUCUGAGUCUGGAAGUGUAUGAUUUGGCACGUAACAAGCCUAGAUCGUGUAUUACUUCUUGAAAAUCUGUACUCGCAUGAUUACCAAAACAAGUUGUCUACGUUUCAACGAAUUGAGAUGAGGUCUGUCAUCCAGGAUAAGCCUGAUGGAGAUUUCACAGACUGUCAUGCUAGAUCCUGCAUUCCAGACCUCAGGGCUCAUGGGAAAUCUGCUUGGCAAGUCUUGUAACUUUCCAGACCCAGACAUAUUUGAACUGGAUACGUCGAAAAAUAAUACAGAAGAAACUGAUGGCGCUUCAUCUGGCGGUAUUAACAAUCCCGAGAUGGAGGUGACGAACGUGAACGAGGAGCCAAAUUCUGCCUUCGGCGGCAGAACCCGUGUGGCGGUACCCAGCGAUCCCGAGGUGGACAGCGACGGCACCGGAUCAACGACAAGCUGGCACACGUGCACGAGUCCGGUGUUCCUCCACGAAACUGAGAACAUCUGCAGCAGCCCAGUGUUCGCCAGCAAACCAAAAGUGCCUGCGAAGCCUCCGCCGCCGACGGGAACACCGAGCGCGAGGGUGGGUUCGGUGAAGCCGCCACUUCCACCGACGCGGUCGCAAGUGAAACUCCUGGAACAAAGGAAGAAAAGGGUACAGUUUAUUUGGCUACAGACGCAUCUUCAUGUGUGAAAGGAGAUGUUGUGCGACAGUUUCUUCUGAGAAUUGGACGCGCUGUCAACAUGCGUAAGCGUUGAUAGCUCUUUGAAACGAUGUAUGAGAAGUGGGAGUAAUGUAAACUACAACCCAAAAAAAAUACAAAUCACAGCACCAGCGGGCGGUUGCGGCAGCAGCGCUGCGGGGAGCGAUGUCUGCGGAGGAGGCCCAGGCGUUCAUCCGCGAGAAUUACGCGAUGAUUGUGCUGCGAAACUGGGCGCGGCGGUGCGUACAGGAGAAGCGGGAAAAGGUGGAGAUGUUGCGGAAGCAGUUGGAGACCCAGACGAAGCCGGAGACUAUGCAAAGAAAAACUGGUCGCACAGAGUCCAAGUCCUUGACAAGUUUGGUUAUGACUCUCUCAUGCGUAUGCCACGCCCUGGCUGGUGGAGAAGCCCACUCAGAGGCACUUCGGCCCCCUUUGUACUUAGAAAAAAGAUGCACAACGAGUGUAGAUCAACCCCCGUGAUGAAAUUAUAGGCCGAAAACAUCUAUCACGGAGGCGCAGGACAGCCGUGUUGGACUUGUUUGCGCCAGGUUUUUCUUUGAUAGCACCCUGCUGUGGGCCGAAGUACCGCCAUCACGCGGCUGACAGAGCGCUGGAGGAACUGCAGAAGAAACCGCUGUACUCCUUCUCAGAGUGGUACUCCAACAGGUCGCCCUAUCAACUGCAACUGCAGACCACAUGUCGCGGCUCUGGAAAGUGCAUCUGUAAUGCAUGGCUUGUUGCAUGGUGAAGGUGAUCGUGAUACUGACAUUUCAUACGACGUAGCUACUUUUUCAGCAUUUUUUAGAAUUUGUAUUGCAUACUUACUUCCACGAGCCGAGACAACGAAACAGUACCUGUUUGUCAUGCAAAUGCACAGAUUGUGAUUGUCAUGCAUUGUUGAGAGCGCACGACCCCUUACCCGCACAACAUUUUUUGCAAGUGAUAGGUCUGUCAAGAGACGUGGUUCCCGUAGUGGCGAGCGCAGGACGAGGCAAGCCCGUAACCCGAUGCACGAAACUGGAGUCAGUGUCGGGGAGGUCGCGAACGCGGGGAGGCUCGCAAGGACCAUGUAGCGGACAAGAGGAGAACAAGGUGGAGAAGAGGUGGGGAUGAACAGCAGUAUUGUGUAUGAUUCCGACAGACCAGAAUAUCAUUGCAACUUUAUAAAGUAACCGAUACUGGAAUAUAUUUAUCGAAAGUACAACCAGGCGCAACGAGAUGAAGAUUAAGAUAAAUUUUCCCAAAUGUAAAUUAAUCAAAUUUAACAAAAUGCCAAUGAAGGCCGAACUACAAUGAUGGUUCUUUCAAAGUCGCGCCUCACUCGUGAAUUACAGAGCAAACUUGACUUUCUAAGGUGCGCUCCCCAAUGAGUACACCUGAAACCAAACUAGAACAGACUACAAAAUAUUUAUAUGUGGAGCAAAACUCUGCCAGGAAGAUGAAUGUACAGACCGAUAUUUGAUACUGGACCAACAAUAGUACCCAAGCAAGUAAAAACGCUGCGCUUCACAACUGCCGCCGACACUGGUGUCCGGAUUACCGAAACGAUGUAGUCGCGGAACGAUGAAAAUUUUGACUUUUGGUUUUUGUACAGCUGUAGUAAAAAAAAAAUUAUUAACUCGAAACGCCGCAAUCUGUGCCGCGUCUCCCGUGGAAGCAGUCGGAUCCUGCGCGGUUUUUUGUACGUGAGCUUUGAACUAGUACCUCUACUUCUUUGGUCUCGCCUGAGAUUAUAACUCGCUUUUGCUGCUCGUUUAGAAAGACUGUUGCGAAGCAGUCCAAACGAGAAAUAGAAGGACGAACUGGAGCAGAGCAACCGCUUUCCUUUUAUGCACAACCACCUGAAAUCGCGUGUAGUUGUCUGGAUGAAGGACAGAGCUGCAAAGGCGCUCUUUUACUCGUCUUGUUACUACGCCACGGCUGGCUAGGUGCAGGAUGAGAAAGGAGGGAGAAAACAGACAUGCAGUUGAUCUUGACUUUGAUGUUGAACUUGAGGACAGUUUCAGUUAAUAUGCGCAU